Carica papaya (papaya) is the source of this 3729-nucleotide messenger RNA. RefSeq names its product Leucine-rich repeat protein kinase family protein. The record is from RefSeq and is a predicted model, not a curated record. Lineage: Eukaryota; Viridiplantae; Streptophyta; Magnoliopsida; Brassicales; Caricaceae. Gene Ontology annotation, biological process: protein phosphorylation. Gene Ontology annotation, molecular function: protein kinase activity; ATP binding.
GUAUGAAUUAGAAAAAACGUGAAAAUUAAAGAAAUGCAGUUGCAUAAAUAAUACUACUGCUUGUCCUCCUUAGCUGGCCCCGACCGAGAAUACCGGAAGUCAAACCCCCAACCGGCGCCGUACUUGCUCCGUGUCGGCUCAGGCCACUCUACGAACCACCUUCACCAAUCAUGUCCCUCGCUCACCCUCAACCCUUUGCUUAUUUCUUUUUCGGCUUUUAUUAUCAUAACGCAGCAUUUUAACUGCUUAAAACUUUCUCCGUCUCCCUUUUUUUUUUUAAAAAAAAUUUCUGCCUCCCACGAAAGCCCUUUUUUGGAGAGAGAGAGUGGGAGUCUACAGUUUGUUCUUCACCAGCCAUUUUCUCUCUCUCAAAUUAUUUUCUAUUUAUUUAUUCCUCUAAAUUUCUCUUCUUUGGCUUUUGUCAACUGAAGAAACUGAGGGAUAUAGAGAGAGAAAGCGUAGCAAGGGAGAGAAAAGGACAGAAAAGUGAUACAGAUUGGUCACCAAUAGUGGUUUGAGGCGAAAGAGAAAAAAAAAAAAAGAGCUUGAUGUCAAGGUAAGAAUUUUCUCUUUCGGGACAGAAAUGGAAUGCCUUUUUUUUCUCUUUACAAAAAGAGGAAAUAGAUUUUUGUGAACUGGGUAUUCCCUAAUUUCUGGUAAAUUCGUAUAGUUUUUGUAUACUUGAUUGAAGAACAAAUGAAAAAGAAAUGAAGAUGUUUAGGUCACUGGAUCAGGGUCCAUGAGCCAUGGUGGAUCGCCGAAUCACAGUAGCUUUCGUCCUUGUGUCCUGGUUGCUAUUGUUUGACUCUACAUUUCAGCAACAAACUGGAAUCGAGGCACUGAGUUCACGCACGGAGAGAACGGCUCUGCUUGAACUCAGGGCUUCUUUGGGACUAAGAAGCAGGGAUUGGCCCAAGAAAGCCGACCCUUGCAGCCUGUGGAAUGGCGUAACAUGUCAAAAUGGGAGUGUCGUUGACAUUAACAUUUCUGGGUUUAGGAGAACUAGAAUUGGUAGCCAAAACCCUCUAUUCGCUGUUGAUUCUCUCUCUAAUUUCUCGCAUUUGGUUUCUUUUAAUGCCUCCAAUUUCUUGCUUCCUGGUUCUAUUCCAGAUUGGCUUGGGCAUAAGUUGUUGUCCCUUCAAGUCUUGGAUCUCAGUUCGUGUUCUAUAAGAGGUGUUAUACCUGUCAGUCUUGGUAAUUUGACUAAUUUAAGGAGUUUAAAUUUAUCAGCCAAUAGCCUCACUGGUUUUAUUCCUGCUAGUUUGGGUCAGUUGUCAAGCCUUUCUAUGCUUGAUCUUUCCCAGAAUUCACUGACUGGAUCCCUUCCUCCUUCAUUUGUUUCACUUGAGAAUCUGUCAAUUUUUGAUCUUUCUUCCAAUUUCUUAGCUGGGUCGAUUCUUCCAAGCAUCGGAGCUCUUCUGAAGCUUCAGUUUCUUAAUCUGUCCAACAAUAAUUUUUCUUCUUCAAUACCUUCACAGUUGGGUGACCUUCAUAGUUUGGUUGACCUUGAUCUCAGCUUCAAUUCGUUGUCUGGUUCAGUGCCAGCGGAUUUAAGAGGGUUAAGAAAUUUGCAGAGAAUGGUGAUUGGAAACAAUCUUCUUAGUGGGACCUUGCCGGUUAACUUAUUUCCUGCUCAAAGCCAGCUGCAGGUUGUAGUUGUGAGACAAAAUAUUUUCACUGGUGAAGUUCCUGAUGUGUUGUGGUCAAUACCUGGAUUGCAUAUUCUCGACUUGUCUGGCAACAAUUUCACUGGCUUGCUGCCUAAUUCUGGUUUGAAUGCUAAUGUCACAGCUGCACAACUUAAUAUCUCACAGAACAAGUUUUACGGCAAUAUCACACCUUUGCUUAGAAAGUUCAAAGUCGUUGAUCUGUCUGGAAAUUAUUUUCAAGGCACAGUUCCAGAUUUUGUGCUCAAUAAUUCAUCUCUUGGUAGGAACUGCCUGCAAAACGUCUCAAACCAGAAGACCGUGACAGAAUGUGCAUCGUUCUAUGCUGAGAAGGGCCUGACUUUUGAUAAUUUCGGACGUACAAAUUCAUCACAACCUACAGCCCCAAAGUCUUCUUCCGGGGUAAGCUACAGAACUAUAAUUAUUAUAGCAACUUCAGUUGCAGGGGGAGUUGUGCUUCUUCUGGUUUGUUUGGUACUUUUUAUCCUAUGUGCCCGUAAGAAUGGUGCUACAAGUCAAAGAGGGGUUGAAGUGGGUCCAAGUCCUGCUGGAGCAAGUCCUCCACUGCCAGCAACAGUCAUUAACUUUGCUGGGGUAGGAGAUUCAUUAACUUAUCAGCAGCUGCUCCAAGCCACAGGAGACUUCAAUGAUGCGAACCUGAUCAAACAUGGCCACUCAGGGGAUCUGUUUCGUGGUACCUUGGAAAGUGGAAUUCCUAUCAUCAUCAAAAGGAUUGAUUUGCAGUUGAUUAAACGGGAUGCAUAUUUAUCAGAAUUGGAUUUCUUUAGUAGGGCUUCACAUCCAAGAUUGAUUCCAUUCUUGGGACACUGCUUGGAGAAUGAAGACCAAAAAUUCCUGGUUUACAAAUGUAUGCCAAAUGCUGAUUUGUCAAGUUCCUUGUACCGCAAAUGUAGUUCAGAAGAAGAUGGUUUGCAGUCAUUGGAUUGGAUAACAAGACUGAAAAUUGCAAUUGGUGCUGCUGAAGGUUUAUCCUACAUGCAUCAUGAAUGUUCCCCACCCUUUGUGCACAGGGAUGUACAAGCAAGUAGCAUACUUCUUGAUGACAAAUUUGAAGUACGACUUGGGAGCCUGAGCGAAGUAUGCACUCAAGAAGGGGACCCUCAUCAAAAUAGGAUUACCAGGUUGCUGCGGUUGCCAAAGUCAUCAGAGCAAGUUGCUUCUGGUUCAGCAUCAGCAGCAACAUGUGCAUAUGAUGUUUACUGCUUUGGAAAGGUAUUACUGGAGCUUGUAACUGGUAAGCUGGGAAUGAGUGCAUCCAGUGAUUCCCAGGUGAAAGAAUGGGUAGAUCAGACGCUUCCAUACAUUAGUAUAUAUGAUAAGGAACUUGUCACAAAAAUUUUGGACCCAUCCCUUAUUGUGGAUGAGGAUUUAUUGGAGGAAGUGUGGGCAAUGGCCAUCAUUGCCAGGUCUUGCCUCAAUCCAAAGCCUUCCAGGCGGCCACUCAUGAGAUAUAUCCUCAAGGCUCUGGAAAAUCCUCUCAAGGUUGUAAGGGAAGAUAAUUCUGGCUCUGCAAGGCUAAAAACAACCUCGUCAAGAAGUUCUUGGAAUGCUGCCCUUUUCGGAAGCUGGCGUCACAGCUCAUCAGAUGUAGCAGUCAAUCUUGCAGGCUCCAUGACAAGAGCAGAGGGAGGAAGUAGCAUAAAGCAGUCAGGAACCACAGGCUCCCAAGGUAGUGGGGGGCAGAAUGGAGGCGGAGAGCACUCCUCAAGGAGACGGCAGUCUAGAGAAAUAUUCCCUGAACCAUCAUCAGAAGGACAAGACAUAGAGAGACAUUACCAGGAGUAGCAGCAGCGAAGAAAGAGAUCGAUUUUGCUUGAUUCUUUGUUAAUAAUACAGCAGGGUUCCCAUUUUUAGUGCCUGCUGGUUGGAUACCCACCCAGAGACGCUCAUGUUGGUUUUGGAGGGGAAGAAAGGUUGCAUUUUGGUUGAGAAGGCUAUACAAUUUUCUGUGUUAAAUGUUUACUUUUCUUUUUUUUUUUUUCCAAUGUAAUGGGUGGGAUGGACUUCUGGUUGGAAGAGGAGGGGGGAGGGGGGGUUAAGA